This is a messenger RNA of Zerene cesonia (dogface butterfly), 1617 nucleotides long. Its product is annotated as myrosinase 1-like. Gene Ontology annotation, biological process: carbohydrate metabolic process. The record is from RefSeq and is a predicted model, not a curated record. NCBI's taxonomy places the organism in Eukaryota, Metazoa, Arthropoda, Insecta, Lepidoptera, Pieridae. The transcript has 6 exons. Gene Ontology annotation, molecular function: beta-glucosidase activity. Bases 1 to 1617 code for a protein of 538 amino acids.
AUGCUUCCACUUAAAGAAGUAAUUGUAUUAUUGAGUAUAAUAUAUGGCAUUACGUCAGUUAGUUUGAAAAAUGAAGAAGCUCGGAAUAACACACAAAGGAAUUUGAGAAGGUUUCCACCAAAUUUCCUGUUUGGGGUUGCAACCUCCUCAUAUCAAAUCGAAGGAGCGUGGAAUGAAGGCGGUAAAGGAUGGUCCAUGUGGGACCACCUCAUGAGAACUGAUCCAGACCAUAUGGCGGACGGAAAAACGGGUGACAUUGCAGCCAACUCUUACCACUUAUAUAAACGGGACAUAGAAAUGAUGAAAGAACUCGGUGUGAAAAUCUAUAGAUUCUCCAUUUCUUGGCCCCGAAUUUUACCCUUCGGCCGACCUGAUUACGUCAACCCAGAAGGAGUGGCAUAUUACAACAAUUUAAUCAACGAGCUCCUUGCCAACGAUAUCACCCCAUUCGUGACCAUUUACCAUUGGGAACUACCACAAAAUUUGAAUGAACAGGGCGGUUGGUUGACAGAAAAUAUCGUAGAUUGGCUAGGAGAUUAUGCUCGAGUGCUGUUCCAGAAUUUCGGAGACAGAGUGAAACAUUGGUUAACGAUAAAUGAACCUUAUAUUCAUUGCAAUAACGGCUACGGUCGCGGUAACCAUCCUCCGAGGAUACAAUCGCCGGGCAUCGCGUUUUAUGAAUGCGGCCGUAACAUUUUGCUGGCUCAUGCAAGGGCGUAUCAUAUUUAUAAAGAAGAGUUUGCAUUCCAAGGUGGCCAAAUUGCUAUUGUCAUCAGUUCGGAUAUGGGGAUGCCAAGUGAUGAUUCUGAAUCUAGCGCCGAAGCCGUAGAAGAUUACAGGGCUUUCUAUGUAGGACAAUACAUGGAUCCAAUUUUCUCCGCAAACGGCAACUACCCUCAAAGACUUAUUGACAGAGUGGCAAAUGCAAGUGCGAGUCAAGGCCUCUCGCAAUCUCGUCUCCGUCCAUUUACCCAAGAACAAAUCGACUAUAUCAGGGGCACUUCUGAUUUUCUAGCAUUGAAUCACUAUACAAGUAAAUACGUGUAUAGGAACAGCUCUAUAAUUGGGACUUUCCAAGUUCCUUCGCAUCAGGAUGACGCCUUCGUUGGCACUUAUGUGGACCCAUCUUGGACACAAGGAGGCACUUGGCUUUUCACAUACGCACCUGGCCUAUACAAGCUACUGGUACACCUCAAGGAGAGAUACAACAACCCGACAAUUUAUGUAACUGAGAAUGGCUUUGGGGAUUGGGCUACGGGUCUGAUUGAUGAGAAUAGAGUAGCUUAUCUGAGGGGUUACACCAACGCUGUGCUAGAUGCUAUAGACGCUGGUGUGGACAUCAGAGGCUAUUGUUCUUGGAGUCUUAUGGACAACUUCGAAUGGGCAGCGGGAUUCACAUUGCGUUUCGGACUCUACGAAGUUGACUUCGAGGAUCCAAACCGAACCAGGCGACCCCGUAAAGCAGCACUAGUGUACAAAGAAAUAAUCAGAUCUAGGGUUAUAGACCCAAAUUACAAUCCGGACCCUUACCUAGAGGAUUCGAACAGUAGUGCAAUUGUAGUGAAAACAUCCGCUUUGUUUAUUUUAGUAUCUGCUAUUAUUCAUAAGCUUCUUUAA